AAAUGAACAUACAGUCAGUCCACCUAAUCUAUCUACUCACUCAGGACUCAGCUAAUAAUAAAAAGAAUAAAAAGGACAAAUUUCAAUUAGUUUUGUGAGUUGAAAUUCGGGUGAGGAAGGUAGGGUUUCUACUAUCAAUUCGAAAAACUGCAAAUUUGGUUGAGCUGAGAGAUUAUUCGCCGUUGGUUUCGGAAUCCUGCUGGUUUCGAAGUCGGGGAAGAGACAACAGAAUGGGGGAUGAAAAGGACGCCUUUUACGUUGUGUGGAAGGGGGAUAUUAUUGGAGUCUAUAAGAGCAUCAAUGAUCUUGAAUCCGUUCUUCGAUCUUCGGUGGAUGAUACUUCAGUUCGCGUGUUCAAAGGGUAUGGCUUGUCUAAAGAAGCUGAUGAGUACCUCUCGUCACACGGACUUAAGAAUGCUAUAUAUUCUAUUGAUGCCAGUGAAGCGCAAAAUGACCGUUUUGGCCAACUUAUCACAUGCCCUUUUCGAGAACCAAAUUCUUCCACGAGUAAAUCAUCUAGCAAGAAUCAUCAAGAGAAGAGACCGCAGCAGGACAUAGUUGGUUCAGCUUCUUUUGCAGCAAAUCCUCAAUUAAAACCUUCUAAAUUAGACGAUUUUCUUCAAGGUCUACCAGUUUCUUCUUACUGCAGUUCCUGUAUUAUUGAGUUUGAUGGUGCUUCAAAAGGAAACCCUGGACCAGCUGGCGCAGGGGCCGUCCUGAGAUCAGCCAAUGGGGGCAUGGUAUUUCGGCUGCGUGAAGGUGUAGGUAUUGUGACCAAUAACGUCGCUGAAUACCGAGGUGCCAUUUUAGGCUUAAGAUAUGCUCUCUCAAAAGGGUUCAAAUAUGUACGUAUGCAGGGAGACUCUAAGCUAGUCUGCAUGCAGGUUCAGGGUCUAUGGAGAACCAAAACUCAGAAUAUGGCUGACUUGUGUAAGGUGGCUAAAGAGCUCAAAGAUCAGUUUGCAUCAUUUGAGAUCCGUCAUGUUGAAAGAGAGUGCAACACUGAAGCUGACGCCAAGAAAACCCUUUUGCAUUACAUCUAA
Molecule: messenger RNA, 1043 nt
Organism: Salvia hispanica
Lineage: Eukaryota; Viridiplantae; Streptophyta; Magnoliopsida; Lamiales; Lamiaceae
Source: RefSeq, a predicted model, not a curated record